Molecule: messenger RNA, 4667 nt
Organism: Sapajus apella (tufted capuchin)
Lineage: Eukaryota; Metazoa; Chordata; Mammalia; Primates; Cebidae
Gene: TNFRSF19
Product: TNF receptor superfamily member 19
Exons: 11
Coding region: 671-1981 (436 amino acids)
Biological process (GO): positive regulation of canonical NF-kappaB signal transduction; positive regulation of JNK cascade
Cellular component (GO): plasma membrane
Molecular function (GO): protein binding; signaling receptor activity
Source: RefSeq, a predicted model, not a curated record
CUGGGAGACAGAUAACAGAAACUGUCCUGUGUGAGGCACAAUAGUCUAACGUGAUUAGAAAUCAGCCCAACUCUGGCUUCUCUUGAGCUAAACUCCCCCACAGGCUGAAUUAUAGCUCUCCUACCAGUCCCACGGCACUGAAUGAUGUCAUGGGAUCUGCAGCUCAGCGAGAUGAAAGGGAUAAAGCAGGACCCGCUGGCACUAGGAAAAGCUUCCAACACGCAGUCCACAACACAGCUUGGGAACCAAAAAAGCUACAGAUCCAGCCACUCAGCCCAAGCAUGGGAGAACUACCAGCAUUGCUUCAUUGCAAAAAAGGGGAGGAAAACAACGUGAUCCAGGUUUAACAAAAGAAAGUGUGGACUAGGAGACGGGAGGGUGACUACCUGCUGAAAGUGAACUUUCUUGAUAUCCGUGCAUAUAUUUAAACUCAGCCCUGCCUUUGAUGUUCAGCAACUGAUCACUGAUCAGAUUACAGGCAUUUCAUCUCCCAGCUCGUCUGCCUUUGAUCUGCAUGGUUAAUUUUAUUUUCCUGGAUUUGAACUUUCGUCUGGGCUUGUGCUGACAUACAUUUUUGGGAAGGUAGAAGCAUUUGGCACAGAAGUGCUGCCAGGAGGAACUAAGUUGCCGAACGGAACGCUUCAACAAUAAAUACAUUUGAUAAAGAAAGAUGGCUUUAAAAGUACUUCUAGAACAAGAGAAAUUGUCGUUCACUCUUGUAGUGUUACUAGGCUAUUUGUUGUGUAAAGUGACUUGUGAAACAGGAGACUGUAGACAACAAGAAUUCAGGGAUCGGUCUGGAAAUUGUAUUCCCUGCAGCCAGUGUGGGCCAGGCAUGGAGUUGUCUAAGGAAUGUGGCUUCGGCUAUGGGGAGGAUGCACAGUGUGUGACGUGCCGGCUGCACAGGUUCAAGGAGGACUGGGGCUUCCAGAAAUGCAAGCCGUGUCUGGACUGCGCACUGGUGAACCGCUUUCAGAAGGCAAAUUGUUCAGUCACCAGUGAUGCCAUCUGUGGGGACUGCUUGCCAGGAUUUUAUAGGAAGACAAAACUUGUUGGCUUUCAAGACAUGGAGUGUGUGCCUUGUGGAGACCCUCCCCCUCCUUACGAACCACACUGUGCCAGCAAGGUCAACCUGGUGAAGAUCGCAUCCACGGCCUCCAGCCCACGGGACACGGCACUGGCUGCUGUCAUUUGCAGUGCUCUGGCCACCGUCCUACUGGCCCUGCUCAUCCUCUGUGUCAUCUAUUGUAAGAGACAGUUUAUGGAGAAGAAACCCAGCUGGUCUCUGCGAUCGCAGGACAUUCAGUACAACGGUUCUGAGCUGUCGUGUUUUGACAGACCUCAGCUCCACGAAUACGCCCACAGAGCGUGCUGCCAGUGCCACCAGAACUCAGCACAGACCUGCGGGCCGGUGCGCUUGUUCCCAUCCUUGUGCUGUGAUGAGGCCUGCAGCCCCGACCGGGCGACUCUCAGCUGUGGGGUGCAUUCUGCGGCCAGCCUUCAGGCGAGAAACGCAAGCCCAGCUGGGGAGAUGGUGCCGACUUUCUUCGGGUCCCUGUCACGGUCCACCUGUGGCGAGUUUUCAGACGCCUGGCCUCUGAUGCAGAAUCCCGUGGGUGGUGACAACAUCUCUUUUUGUGAUUCUUAUCCGGAACUCACUGGAGAAGACAUUCAUUCUCUCAAUCCAGAAAAUGAAAGCUCAACGUCUUUGGAUUCAAACCAUAGUCAAGAUUUGGUUGGUGGGGCUGUUCCAAUCCAAGCUCAUUCUGAAAACUUUGCAGCAGCUACUGAUUUAUCUAGAUGUAACAACACACUGGCAGAGCCAGCAUCAACUCUGGAUGCGCUAGCUACGAGACGCCAGCUAGAUCAAGAGAGUGGUGCUGCCAUCCACCCAGCCACUCAGACACCCCUCCGGGUCAGUGCCCUUUGUGAUGAGGACAUGCCUAAUGGCUACACUUUGCUGAGGAUAUUUUCCCCAUGAGGAUGGAAUCUUAAAGGGCCUGCUUCUUUCUGCAGUUGAAGUGUGUGCUGGCACCCAAAGAGUACUCCUUUGUUAGGCUUAUGGACUGAGCAGUCUGGACCUUGCAUGGCUUCUGGGAAAAAAUAAAUCUGACCCAAACUGAUGGCGUUUUAAGCCUUUCAGCCAGUUGCUUCUGAGCCAGACCAGCUGUAAGCUGAAACCUCAACGAAUAACAAGAAAAGGCUGUGGGCCGACUUAUGAUAUUCUGCAUGUUUCCUACAUAAGAAGCUUCUCUGCCACAAAGUGACUUCAAAGACGGAUGGGUUGAGUUGGCAGCCUACGAGACUGAGGACAUAUAACAAGAAACAGAAAUGCCUUCAUGCUUAUUUUCAUGGUGAAUAUGUUUUUACAAGACUGAAGACUCAGUAUACUUUUUCUUUCCAGAAAUAUUUUCAUAUCGCCUAUGAAAUGUCAGAUAAAUUACCUUAGCUUUUAUGUAGAAUGGGCUCAAAAGUGAGUGUUUCUAUUUGAGAAGGAUACUUUUUCAUCAUCUAAACUGAUUUGCCUUGGUGGUUAGUGUGGCCCACAUGUUGCCUGCCUAAAUCUUGGGUUUAUUAGAUGAAGUUAACUGAAUCAGAGGAAUCAGACAGAGGAAGAUAGCUUUUUCCAGAGUCUACACUUCUGACCUCAGCCUCCUUCUCACGAACACCUGCUGGUGCUGAUCUCAGAGAGCACCUGGGCUGGGGAAUGUGGUAGAGAAAAGGCAGCCCAUUGCCCGGAGUUAACACAUAGUGUAGAGGCUUGUGUGCAAAGGCUGGCAUAUUUAUAUGAAAAUUCGUUGAUAUAGAAACUCUUGUUGCAUCGGUCCCUCUGCCUGAGCUUAGAAGAUUCAGAAUUUCUUUUAUAGAAAAAGGGUAUUUAUAAACAUAAAUGAUCUUUUACUUGCAUUGUACCUUGUAGUAAAGGCUGUAGAAACUACAACAUGUCAGGUUCCCCUCCUCCUGAAGUAGUUUCCAUGAGAACAGACCACAUGUUAGGACUAGAAGAAAACGCAGAGUUUGUAGGGGUUUAGAGGAACCAGGACAUCGUCAUGCUCCUUCCAGUCACGUGAGGUUAGUUAGCAUAUCAUCUCCUACUUUAGCCAUCUGAUGUGGGAUUUAAGAGGAUGGUGCUUCUUUCUAUUAAGGUGCUCCGUCCCCUACCAGCUUGGUAUUUACACACUAGCAUUGUCUCUAGAGCUAAGGCAGAAAUUAACCCCAUUCAGUCACGAAACAGGGAAUGGUUUAUUUGCUCUUAAUCUUUAUGCCCUGUAGAAGACUUAAUUGAAGAGGGUUUAUUUUUUAGACUUUUGAACAUCAGUAUGUUCAAGUGCACUAUGAAUUGUCCUGCCCAAGACACUGUCUUUUAACAUUUAAACUGAAUAUUAAAAUAUAGCCAUCUUUCCUAGGACAUUUGUAUCUUCUCACAUAUUACCCAUGUUUUUCUCUCUUUGUGAGCUAUGAGUAAAUUUUAAUGAGCGCUCUUUCUUGUGGCCUUUUCUCCAUAGUUUUAGGUUCUGAUAUGCAUUUACUAGCUUGCCUGUGUCUGGUACAUCUCACGACCUCAAUUCCCUCAUCUGAAAUAGGAAAUAAGAGUGCUUCAUUGCAACCCCCAAUCUGUCAUGUCAACCUAGUGCCCAGUCACAGUUAAUUGACUUUUCCUGUUUUCCUUUUUUUUUUUAAAGCAUAAACUAGUGGUCCUUUGGUAGUCAUGAACGCUUAGGAAAAUUGCCUUUAGGACAUGUAAAAUAUUUAGGAUUUGACCACACAAUGGCUAUGAAAAUGCAAGGAGAGUUUCCUCGUGUGACCUCACCCGUGAUUCACAUACGUGCCGCUGUUUGCAAUCUGGUCCUUUCUGUUAUGGCAGAGGGACGAUGUGAGUAGGCUGGGCUGUGUUCCUCGUGGAGCCUGUAUAUAUUUUCCAUAUGUACAGCCCUGAUUAACUUCAAGGAUAAACACUUGCUGGAGAAAGUCAGACCGAUGGGAAUGAGACUUUGGCCAAAAAUCCUAAAACAUCAUUUUCCAUCAGUAGAGAAAUGCUUUGAGUUGAAAAAUGAUUUCAUUUGCUACUGAAUUUGAAAAAUCCUGGGUAAUUUUUACCAAAGUGAAGAUAUUUUACUCUACCUACUCUAGAAAUAUACAGCAAUGUUCUAUUUUGCACUCUUUGUGUAACAUUUUGUAAACAUUUGAGGAAAAAAAUCCAAUUUGCACUUCACUUUGUUGGAAUAUCCCAUAGCACUCAAAAAACUCAGCUGCUAGACUGCUGAUGUCACGAAGGCUGCAUGGGUGUAACUGCUGUGGCCUCUUGCGCUGCAGAAGCUCAUUGACAAGAAUGAGACAAGGAUUUCAAGAACAACCAAGUCAAGUCAUGGAUUUUCUAAUUUCAUGUAUAUGGAAUAUAUUUUUAAAUAGAGCUUUUUCUACUUUGGAUAAAGUGUUAAUACUGCUAUUACCUAGGUUAAGCACUACCGUCGUGCUAGUAAAAAAGAAAGGAAAGGAAAACCAUCAUUGCUUUAAAAUAGCUUAAAUCAAUUUAAAUCUCAUCAUUACUGUGCAAAUUUCAUCACCAUUUACAUACUGGAAUUUAUAAUUGUGUAAAUUAUCAUUUUCUUAAAUAGUUUUGUAAUAUCUUUUUUAUUUGUGAAUAAAAUUGUCACCUGGUAUUCUUA